This is a messenger RNA of Plodia interpunctella (Indianmeal moth), 1963 nucleotides long. Its product is annotated as peroxidasin homolog pxn-1-like. NCBI's taxonomy places the organism in Eukaryota, Metazoa, Arthropoda, Insecta, Lepidoptera, Pyralidae. The transcript is spliced from 7 exons. Gene Ontology annotation, biological process: synapse organization. The record is from RefSeq and is a predicted model, not a curated record. Bases 296 to 1174 code for a protein of 292 amino acids. Gene Ontology annotation, cellular component: neuron projection membrane.
GUGUGCGACUACUACAGAGGGUUGUCACUAACAACAAUACCCACACCAGUAAUGUGAACAUCGGCGACGCGAGCGCACGUUUAUAGCUUUGCUUUUCAAAAUUUUAUAAUCACGCGUUUCGUGUUUCGACGCACUAAAAGACGCGCGAGGAGUGAAUUUGUGAAAUGUUUGACGUCAAUAUAGUGAACAUAUAGCGGAUGCAAUGUUGGAGUGCUCAGUCUACUGAAGAAUGCACGCACAGAUUCUGCUGUGAAAUAUUUGCGCAUAGCUGUAGGCGCGGCAUCGCCGGCGCGAGAUGAGCGCGCACCUGCAGCUGAUUCUGCUGGCCGCGCUGCCCGCGCUCACAGGCGUGCAGCUGGCGUUGGGCGAGGUGGUGUCAGUGGUGGAGAGCCCGGAGUUCGCGCGCGCGCCGCCGCCGCUGGUCGCCGCGGUCGGCGGCGUCGCCGAGCUGCACUGCCAAGUGCUGCGGCUCGCCGACAAGUCGGUGUCAUGGGUGAGAUCAAAGGACCUCCACAUCUUGUCGCACGCGGGAGCAGUGUUUACGGCGGACCCGCGUGUGUCGGUGGUGGAGAGCGGGGCGGUGAGCGGAGCGGGCGGCGUCACGCGGCAAACGCUGCGGAUUGAGAAGCUGAGGGUCUCUGACGGCGGUCGGUACGAGUGUCAGGUCAACACUGAACCGAAGAUGAGCCAGUUCUUCAACCUCACUGUUGUAGACGAGGUGGUCCCAGAGACGGUGGUGUCGGCAGUGGGCGCGCGGCGGCGGCGCGUGGCGCGGGGCGGCGCGGCCACGCUGGUGUGCGAGGCGCGCUACGAGCCGCCGCCGCGCGACCUGCCGCUGCCCACCCUCGACAUACACUGGUUCUUCGGAGACCAGCCUAUUGACUUGCAGAGCGCGCGUGGAGGCGUGUCGCUGGACACGGAGCGCUGGGCGGCGCGCAGCGUGUCGCGGCUGACGCUGGCCGCGCUGGCACCGCGCGACGCCGGCCUCUACCGCUGCGCCGCGGGGGACGUCGCCGACACUCUGCAGCUGUCUGUCGCAGACUAUACUGAAGGAGCCCUGAUGGAAGCGAUGCAGCGCGAUCAGUCGGCCAUGUCUAGCGGCAACGGCCGAGUGUCGGUCGUCACGAGUUCCCUUCUCACAGUACCGCUGACACUGCUGCUCUUCCGAAGAUGACGGAAUUUCAAUUAUUUUUAUGCCGGAAUUACAUAAAUCUGUAUAUUUUGAACUGUAAAUAUUGUAAAUAACUAUGUUAUUUAUGAAGUGUGCGUGAAUAUAGUGCGGUAACGACAAGAGCUGUUUCAGUUAUAUAAAGCUGGCACGCGCCGCGGCCGGAUAUAUCGCGCCCGCUAUUAGAGGCACAAACUAUUAGCGUGAUUGUUUGUUUAGAGAAUUGGAACGCUCACCCACACAUGCAGCUUCUGAAAUAGAAGAUAUUAGGACGUCACGCGGAGUACUGUCGUCGUAAAAUACCGAGUUCGGGCCAAUGAUUAGGCGCACGUGCCAGGCGCGGGAUUCAUUGGAUUGUCGUUCGGUUUAUAGAUCUAGCAUUUUAUUUUAUUCAGGGAGCAUGGAUUUGUAGUCUAUAAAUAAAUUACACUAAUCAAGGUAUCGAUUCUACAAGCGUUUAUUACAUACGGCGUCUUAAUAGUAGUACUUAUUGUAUGUAAACAAGAACUUCUAUUGAGGCGCGAUACUGACGUACGAUACUGAACGUUAGCAAAACUAGCUAUGAAACAGUGAAAAAAAUUACCUUUUUUGUACCUGGUUAUGAAAAUAGACCAAACGGAAUCUAGACCCGGUUAGCUAUAACUAGUAGAAUAGAGGACUACCAUUUGUUUGUACGAGAACAAAUUUAAAUAUAUUUCAAUUCAACAGUUUGGAACCUGUUUAUUAGUGAAAGUUAUUUUGACGUUUAUAAGUAAGAACACUAGAACAUACAAAAAUAAAAUGUAUUGCCAAGUA